ACUUGAGUUUAGUUUAAUGUGUAAUCAUCAAGACUUAUGUCUGAAAGCAUGGACGAUUUUGUUUAUUGUUGUGAUUCAUUCAGCAAGUAAACAAGACGUAACUAUUGGAUAUAGGCAACAAAAAAUAUAAUCGUAACUGGAUAUAUUUCAUCGGUCAUCAUGGGAGAACGAUUAAAAGCAAUUGAUUUGAUUGAACCUUUAAAAGAAAAAAUAGCUUUUUUAUCAGGGGGAAGAGAUCAGAAUGGCGGACCUAUUCUCACCUUUCCAGCUCGUCAAAAUACUGAUCGAAUUAAGCCUGAUGACAUGAGACAUUUAUUGUCAUAUCUUGCCAGCGUACCAAGUGAGGAGGUAGCGCAAAUUGGAUUCACUGUGAUAAUGGACAUGCGUGGUUCGACAUGGAAUUCUGUCAAACCUUUACUGAAAGCCUUGCAGGAAGGUUUUCCUGGAAAGAUCAACAUUAGUUAUAUUAUAAAACCUGACAAUUUCUGGCAAAAACAAAGAACUAAUUUUGGGAGCACAAAGUUUUCUUUCGAAACUCAACUCGUCUCAGUCGACAGUUUAUGCAAAGUUCUCGAUCCACGACAAUUGACUCCAGAUAUCAGCGGCACAUUGACAUAUGAUCACGAUGAAUGGAUCGAACUUCGUCUUGCAUUCGAAGAAUUUAUCUGGGACGCAUUAGACGCACUCGAUAAACUUCAUGCCAUUGAAGGUGAACUGUCGUCAGAUGAAUAUGCAAACACACAGGAAGAAGCUAAGGCAAUGAUUGAAAACCACGUUAAACUGAAAAAGAAGAUAAUCCACGCUCCUAUUGAACAACUUGAUACUCAAGGACAUAAGUUACUGAAACGAAUUAACGGAAGCAACGGUGAUGCUGACAGUGGGUUUUCUGUUUUGAAAGCAUACAAGUACUAUAUGAACGGGAGUUCUGGUGGAGUAGCUCUUUCCGGGAAUUCAGAUUUUCAAUGUGCUGCUCCAAGAAUUCACAGUCUGGUUGAUAAAUUGCACAACACUCGCCAUAGACUUCAUAAUAUGUGGCAUCUACGAAAAGUCAAACUUGAUCAGUGUUUUCAACUACGUUUAUUCGAACAAGACGCAAAUAAGAUGUUUGAUUGGAUCAAGUUAAAUCGAACUGCUUUUAUUACGAAAUGUUCGGAGAUCGGAACUACUCAUCAACAAACUGCUGAACUACAAGAACAGCACAGACAAUUUGCAACUAAUUCAAUGAGUGUCUAUGUGAAUGUGCAUCGUGUAAUGUCAGUGGCAAACAGGUUACUAGAAACAGGACAUUAUGCAUCUGAUGAUAUAAGAAGAAUAUCUGCUAAUUUAGACAGAGAAUGGAAGAUAUUUGCUGCUGCAUUAGAUGAGAGAAGUCAUCUUCUCGUCCUUGCUGUAAAGUUUCAUCAACGAGUUGAACAAUUCAUCGGAAACGCAUCGAGAUGGAAAGAAGAUUGUCGAGUAUCAGGAAUGUCAUCUGCUGGUGUUGCCGUGACGUACAUCGUGCCUGACGACAUUGCAACAUUGGAAGAUCAUCUUCAAAAACAUCAUCAAUUACAAGACAGUAUUUCUGGCGAAUAUCAUGAAGUUUGUGGACCACAUGGAGAUGGGAAAGCACUUUUGGAGUUUCUUCAGAAACCUGCAAGUCCAAGUACAGAUGAUGCCGUAGCCCAAUUGAUAGACUACAGUAGUGCUUCACAGCAAGUGCUGGACAGAAUACAUGAAGUUUUCCAUCAUCAUCGUGAACUGGAAAAAUUAUGGAGAGAAAAGAAAAUACUUCUGACACAAAGAUAUCAGCUAAGAGUUUAUGAACAAGACGUUGAGCAGGUAUUGAAUUGGAUAGAGCAUCAUGGCGAAGCAUUUCUUGCCAAAUAUACUGGAGUUGGUAAAUCUUUACAUCGUGCUAUGCAAUUGAAGAAAAGACACGAAGAUUUUGAAGACGUCGCUCAGAACACAUACACGAAUGCAGACAAAUUAUUAGAAGCUGCAGAACAACUUGCUCAAAAUGGAGAUUGUGAUCCACACGAAAUAUUCCAGGUCGCGAGACAUUUGGAAGAGAGAAUACAUGACUUCGUUAAACGUGUUGAAAGAAGACGAACGCUUCUGGAUAUGUCAGUGUCAUUCUAUACACACGUUAAAGAGCUCUGGACUUGGCUAGAAUCUGUCAAGCGUGAAAUGCACAGCGUUGAAAUUGCCUCAACAUUAGAACUAGCGGAGGAGGGUGUUGACCAAUUUCGAAGAGUUCGUUAUAAAUUAAUUGAAACAUUUAUCGCAACACAACAAGAAGGAAAACACCUUCUGCAAAAUUUAAAGUAUUCAUCUAUAGAUCAGACCAGUAAUUCUGGUGCGAGUGGUCGAUCAGGAACUCCAACUUCUGGCGGUGCGACACAAUCUAGUGGCUCCAUUCAACAUGUCGACAGUAUUUUAAGACAAUUAGACGAAGAACGAGCUACAUUAGAAGACGCAUGUGCCGAGAGAGAAGUACGCCUCGAUUCUCAACUCCAGUUGAGAGCAUUUGAAAGAGACGCAGUCGAGGUUUCUACGGAAUUAGAUUCUUGGUCCGCCGAUGUACGACAAGUAUCUGUUGCUGAUAUCGAUUCAUUUGAAGACGUUUCUGUCAUUGAGCAAAGAAUUUCGCAAGUUGAUCGCAACGCUCAUACCAUGAGAAUACAAACUAACGAUAUCUUAGCGAAAGGAAGAGAACUUUGUGCUCAGAUUGAGAAUUCAGAUCUUGACGUACAAUGCGAGGAUGACACCACAGCCAGUGAUAGGAUUCGUCACUUGUGUGAAGCUGUGCAAAAGAGUUUACAUGAGAUGGAUGAGGCAGUGGAAAGACAUAGGAUUAUUUUGGCACAAAAAUUAUUACUCAGACAUUUGGAUUCACAAGUAUCUCAGGUAAUGCGAUGUAUUCAAGAUGGUGAAAAUUUAAUUCAAGCAUCUCAAUUAACGUUAAAUAAUUUGAACGAUGCAGAAGAUUGUGAAAGAAAACAUCAACAAUGUACCGAUGCCAUUGAGAAAACAAGAAACAGCGUCAAACAAGUCCAAUCAAAAGCCGAUCAGUUAUUGAAGCAACAACAACUACUACAAAGGAAAGGUGGAUCCCUCGAUCAACGAUCACAAUUAUACAGAGAUUCAGAAAAAGUUCGAGAACUCGCUGAAAGAACAGUGGCUGAAUGGCAAAGAACAGCACGCCACCUAGAGGAUAGAACAAGAUUGGUCCAUUCGGCUGUUGUUUUUUAUAAAACGGCAGAAGAGGUUUGUACAGUUCUCGACAGUCUUGAAGUCGACUACAAGAGAGAGAAUGAUUAUCCUACUAAUGAAAGAUAUGCAUCUGCUGAAUUAGAUGACGUUAAAUCUUUACUCGAAAAACAUGGUGAACAAAAAGAAAGUUUUCUACGAGCAUGCACCUUCGCUCGACGACAUGCAGAUAUUUUUAAUAAAUGUGCACAAAGAAUGAAACCAUACUUUCAUGGUGAAUCCGAUACAGAUAAUUCAGCCACAUCACAAGCUUAUAAAGACGCUAUGGGAAAGAGAGCAAAGAAUCCUAAAUCAAGUAUUCGACGUGUUCUUCAAGAACUUCUGCAAAAAGAAAACAAAGUCCUUCAGUUUUGGACGAGUAAAAAGAAACGAUUGGAACAAUGGGAACAAUAUGUUACUUUUGAAAAAAGUGCAAAAAUGGCUUUGGAUUGGGUACAAGAAGCAGGUGAAAAAUAUCUCGACUCGAAUGCUGGCAUUGGAAAUACGAGAGAAGAGACUCAAAGGUUUUAUGACAAACACCUCAAGUUUGAACAAGAAGCAAAGGAAAAGAACGAAAGUGCAAAAAUUUUGAAAGAACUUGCCGAUAUUUUUGUCGAGCGUGGAAGUCCUCAUUCUUCACAGUUUAAAGCAUGGGUGACUGCUGUGGAUGUCAGGUACAAAGACUUUUUACAGCGAAUGCAAAAAUAUCGCAGACAAUUGGAAGAUGCUUUAGGUAUUGGAUCAGUUACAAGUAGACACGAACAACAAGAUCAGAGAUUAAGCGGUUUAUCAGAAGGAUCAUCAGGCUACUUUUCUGGAUCAAAUAUCUCUGUGACAUCACAAUCGACAGUAACAAGUUCUCAAUCUCUAGCUCCCUCUACCACUGCCCAGGCGACUCAAAGUAAUUCUGAUCGACCUUUGACACAGCUUGAAGAAGAAAAACGCAGGCUACAAAGAAGAAAGGAAUGUAUCAUGACAGAAUUACUACAAACUGAGAGAGUAUAUGUGAAAGAUUUGGAUGAUUGCAUACGUCACUACGUAUCGGAGAUGAAAUCAGGAAGAUACGAUAUACCAAUGGGAAUUCGUGGAAAAGAAAACAUAAUUUUCGGAAAUAUCGAUCAAAUAUUCAGCUUCCAUAAUGAAACAUUUCUGAAAGAAUUAGAAAAAUAUGAACAACUUCCUGAAGAUCUUGGACAUUGUUUCGUAACAUGGGCUCAAGAUUUUAAUAUGUAUGUUACAUUUUGCAAGAACAAGCCCGACUCAACUCAGCUUCUCAUCGAACACGCCGGAAAGUUUUUUGAACAAAUCCAAGCAGCAAAGAAUUUAUCAAAUUCAAUCGCUUCAUAUCUUAUCAAACCGGUACAGAGAAUCACCAAAUAUCAACUAUUAUUGAAGGAAUUAUUGGCUUGUUGUAAAGAUGAACCAGGAGAAAUUAAAGAUGGAUUAGAAGUGAUGAUGACGAUACCUAGGAAAGCUAACGAUGCUUUGCACGUUAGUUUGAUCGAAGGUUACGAUGAGGACAUUGCAUUCAUGGGUGAUGUCAUCUUACAAGAUGUAUUCCAGGUUUCUGACACCAAGCAAUUGAUUCGCAAAGGUCGGGAUAGAAAUUUAUUUCUGUUCGAACAAGGAGUUCUGGUUUGCAAGGAAGGAAAGGAUAAUGCUGGGAAAAGCAAAUAUCAAUUCAAAUAUAAACUUCAGGCCAAUGAACUCGGUGUGUCAGACACUAUUGAAGGAGAUCAAUGCAAGUUAAUGAUUUGGGGAGGAAAAGCGAGCGAUGGAAAAUUAACAUUGAAAGCUAGUUCUAAUGAUGUAAAACAGGAAUGGGUGAAGAAACUACGAGAAAUAAUCCAAGAAGCUCGAGAACAUAUGAAAGAUACAUUGCAACUACCUAAACCUACAGCGUUCAGAAACUCCUCCAGAUCUAAGCGGUCGAGUGCAAGUUUACUAGAUGAAGAUAAAAUGAGUGAAACAAGCAGUGGUGGACAACCUGAUUCUAUUUCACUUUAUUCCAGACAUUCACAGAAUGCAGAUAAUGAUAGGUUUAUGAGCAAUGACUUCGUUCUUGCCACUCAAGAUUAUGCACCAAAUCGUCCAGACCACUUGUCCAUCCGGCGUGGUCAAACAUUGGAGGUCAUGGACAACUCAAGAGACGAUAAUCUUGUUCUUGUCCGAGUCACCAACUCUACACCCACGACAUACGAAGGUCAAAAGUCAUUGAACCCACCUUUGACACCUGGUGCACUGCCGCGUGACCCAAGCCCAGUGUCAUGCCAAGGACUGGUGCCACUGUCAUGUAUUGGACCAAUGAAUCAAGAUCCAGAUGUGUCUUCUUCCACAUCUUCGUUACCAGCAUUAUCAGGCAGAUAUGCAAAGAACAACAACACAUCACAGGCUGGAUCAACAGCAACUCUACCUCCCGAGAAAAAACAAGGGUUUUUAAAAUGGUUGUCAACAGGGAAGAGGAAAGGUGCUGGCACUAAUGCAUCAAUGGGUACAUUGCCUCCUAAGUCACCCAAAGCAAGAAAGGACAAAGUAAAAGGAGAUGAAACUGGCCCAGUGGUCAAAGCUUCGUCAGUGCAACACCUUGUUGCCGACGUCUCGGAAAGUGAUGACAUUGAACCUGCCCCAGCUCUUCCUCCCGCGAUGCCAAUCGUGGAAAAUAAAUUUUCAGAAAAUGGAGUGAAGAUUGUGGGACAGGCAGGGCCAGGUGGAUCAUCAUCCGAGCAAGAUCUAACCGACCCGAAUCUUAAUCGUUCACAAGCUAAAGAUUUUAGUCGAGAAAUGGAAGAUCUUCUAUGCGAGAAAUUUCCGACGUCGACUUCUAUAAAAUCAUUUCAACGUCUCAGCAUUUCCGGAGUUUUAGACAAAUCUGAACAAAAUCCUGAAGUUUGGCAAAAAAGGGACGCUGAUAAAAUCAAAGCUAAUGAACCAGAAGAACCACUAAUUAAAGAAAUAUCUCAAGAGGAAAGAGAUGCAAUCUUACAGAAAAGAAAAUAUGUCCUAAUGGAACUUGUCGACACCGAAAAAGAUUAUGUUACUGAUCUUGGUAUUGUGGUCAAUGAAUUUAUGGCUGAUACAUUAGAUCAAGGAUUACCCGAACCUGAUAAUGGAAAAGAAAGAGUUGUGUUUGGAAAUACCAAACAAAUAUAUGAGUGGCAUAGAGAUGUAUUUUCAAAAGAACUUCAGAAGUGUCUCGACAAUCCAGAAUAUAUUGGAAGAUUAUUCAAACGAUAUGAAAGACGAUUGCAGAUGUACGUGACAUACUGCAGUAAUAAACCUUUAUCAGAAUUUCUUGUCAUGAAACACAAAGCGUACUUCACUGAAAUUCAAGAAAAAUACGGAAGAAAAUUAGAUAUUGCGGGAUAUCUCAUCAAACCUGUGCAAAGAAUUAUGAAAUAUCAAUUACUCUUGAAGGAUAUUCUUAAAUAUACUGACAGAGCGAAGCUGGAUUGUCAGUUGUUACGAGACGCGGUAGAAGUUAUGCAUGUUGUUCCUAAGCAUGCUAAUGAUAUGAUGAUGGUUGGGAGAAUGAAGGGUUAUGAGGGUCGUCUAACAGCUCAAGGCAAGUUACUUCUCCAAGAAACGUUCUUGGUUCGAGUCGAGGAACCUGGAGGAGGUUUCAGUGGUCUGGGUAAAGAACGGAAGGUUUUUCUAUUUGAGCAAAUUAUCAUAUUCAGUGAACUUGUGGAUAAAAAAUCUGAAGAAAGGGGAUUUACAUACAAAUCAGGUAUCAAAUGCAUUAACCUUGUACUGAGUGAAGUCCAUCACGAUCCCACCAAAUUUAAACUUAUGGAAAGCAGAAGAGUUCCUGGAAGUGAAGGACCAGAAACUUACGAACUUUCUUGCGAUAAUUCAGAAAUUGUUUCAUCAUGGGUUACGCGAAUCAGAAAUUUGCUGGAAAAUCAGUUGGAUUUUGUGAAAGCUUUGCAAGCUCCGAUAAUGUACCAACAAAAUCUUAAUACGUCACCUGCACAUUCAGCAAACAGUAAUGGUAAUAAUAACAAUAAUAAUGGAAUGCUUUCACCAAGCACCAAAAACUCAAACAACAACAAAUCUGACGGUAAUUUAAACUGCCACACGGGUGGUGAGGAGUCUGACGUACUACCAUCAGCGUCAAGAAGUGUCGUAUCGUCAUUAAGCGACGAAAUAACGAACGCUCUCGCUUCUAAAAAUUUAUCUAUUACAGAAGCGCCCUCACCACCGCGGUCAAAAAAUCAACAAAACCAAGAAACUACUCAAACUAAUUUGAGACCAAAAACGUCUUUAUCACUCGACCUAACCACUCAAACUCACUGUGAACGAGUGUCAUUUUCAUCCUCCCCGGUAAUGACCCCAGACGGGGUUUUAAAACUUCCACCCCUCACAAUUCCAACUGCGACUAUUUCUGGGGCAGCAGGUACAUGGAAUUUACAUAACAACAACAGUAAUAAUAACAACAACGGAAUACAACCCCCAUCCGCUAUUGUUACUAGACAACGUCUUCCAACUGAAAAUGGAGAUUUAAACCAUAAUCCAGGGUACAGAUCUCCGUUAGUUAAAAAGCCAUCACAAGAAAGCUUAAAAGCAUCGUUAAACAGCAAACUCUCUCAUCAAUAUUCUUCAAAUGACGCAAUCUCUUAUGCACCGUCGUCAGAUAUUUCUGUUAAGCGGACAAUAAAUAGUCUGCCAGAUACAAGACCCCGGACUCGAACUACUGGUUCUAUAACUUCAUCUCCAAAAUCUAUGAAAGACUCAAGUGAAAUGAGAGCAACUAAUGGAGCUAUCAAGUCUUCUUCACCUAUGACAUCAUCAACGAAAAAACCUCCAUCAGGCAAGGAAUUGAAAAAAAUGGCAAAAGAAGCGAAAAAGAAAGCAAGUAGAAGUUUGUCUGUUGUUGACGAUCAGGAAUUGGAGAAACGGAGAGGAAGAGCAAAACAUAGAAGGUUACCAGGAUUCUUCACAAAACGUAGUAAAACUGCAGACGCUCGACCAGAUCCAAACCAGGAUGAAACAAAAGACGACCAAAUAAUGAAUAGAAGAGGAAGAAGGUCAUCCUCACCAGAUAUUACAUCUUCAUCUAGAAAAAUAGGAGGCUCUCAAGAUGAUAUCAGGGAUUCUCAAACAAAUCCAGUACCAAAAAUUGAAGCUAUAAGGACCAUACAUUCACCAGUACCAUUACGAGAAGCACCAUCGAGAACAUCGUUAGAAAGUAGAUUGUCAGCACGGUCUACGCCAGCAUUUGGGCUUCAUCAUGCCAGCAGUACAAGUAGCGGAAUUUUGUCUCCGUUACCGAAAGAAUCAUUCUGGUUGUCACCUAUGUCUCCUGCUACAAAACCAAGCGCUUUGGAAGUUUUUUCUUAUCCAGCAUCAGGCUCCAUGUCUAAUGUAUCAAGACAAUUCAGUGUUGAUAAUAUUUCUGGAAAGAAAGAAAACCCGGAAACUAAUGACGGAGAAGAAAAGGAAAAUAAGAAUGUAUCCAUGUUAGCUGCAUGUGAUUAUGUUGCACAAAAAGAAGAUGAAAUAUCCGUGAAUAAAGGAGAUGUCGUACAGAUUCUUGCAACUAACAGUGAAGGAAAAUGUCUCGUUCACCGACCUGUGACAGAGAAGAGUCCAGCUGCCGAAGGGUGGAUACCAGGUCACGUUUUAGGUCACACCAGUAAUACUUUGAAACGACCAUCGAAAAAGAAGUCUACCUCGUCAGUCGAAAGUCCCCGAGAUGUAAAAGAGGUUUCAAGGUCAAAAGGUCGAAGAAGAUUACGCAAGUUAUCAAGCAAAACUCUCUCUGCCGCACAGUCAUUACCAAGUUUGAAUAAUACAUCAGAGACUACUGGUAACCAUAACAACGAGGAUGAAGAUAACGCUUCCGUUAUUUCAACUCCAGUUCAAAAGUUGUCUUCAGAAAAAGCUUCGCCAUGGGCUUCCUUACGUCAUAGAAAAUCCUCAAAUUCUUCAAGAAAAAUGUCAACGACGAGUAGGCACUCAGAUUCUUCUACUCAGCAGGAACUAUCUGCUGCAGUUGACAUCCCUGUCUUCCAAACCCAGUUAAUCGAUAUCACAGUCCGUGAAGGUGAUCCAGUCGAAUUUAAAUGUUCUGUUUGUGGACGUCCAAGACCGGACGUAGCAUGGCAGACUCCCAAUAGCAAUAUGUUACAUGGAACCAGGUUUGUGACAUCAUAUUCUAAAAACAAUGAAGCGAUAUUGAAAAUAACAAAAGCACAGGCAAGGGAUUCUGGACAAUAUUCAUGUAUUGCUGUCAAUCAAAACGGUACAUCCACCACAUCAGCUGUCCUAACUGUACAAGGUCCCCCAAGUGCAGUAUUGAAGCCGAGUAUAAUCAAAACAUCAAAAGCCAGCAUCACAGUAACAUGGGAACCGCCUGAUUUAACAGGAAAUUUACCAAUAACUGGAUAUACAUUGGAAUUUGUACAAGCAGGGAGCAAAAAGUGGCAAAAAAUCGAGAUUUCUGAUCCAACCGCUACGUCGCAACUGAUGGAGAAUCUACCAGCUGGUGUGUUAUACCAGUUUCGUAUCAUUGUUCAUAAUUCAGCAGGAGAUAGUCGGCCUUCACAAUUAUCUCAGCCUGCUGUUGUUCAGCAAGACAAAGCUCAUACUCAAAGUAAAGACGAAAUAGUUUGGAAGAAAGAUAUUGAUGUACAUUAUUCGUGCACACAACUCCUAGCUCGUGGAAGAUUUGCCGUCGUACAAGAAUUGGUUUCUAUAUCAUCUGGCAACACAUUUGCAGGUAAAUUUCUAAGCAAAAAGACGACGACAAAAGAAAAUGCGGAAAGAGAAAUCAAGAUGAUGCAAAUGAUAAAAGAUACAACUUAUUUUGUUCCUGUUAAAGAUAUCUACGUCACACCUCUAGCAUACGUUAUUAUUAUGCCUAUAUUAUCAGGUGGUCGUCUUUUUGAUUAUUUGAUUCAUCAGAAGUCAGUCAAGAUAUCGGUACUUGCUGACGUUGUCGCACAAUUGUUAGAAGCUCUUUCGUACCUUCAUGGACAAGAUAUCGCACAUUUGGACAUCAAGCCUGAAAACGUUUUGGUGAAAUCGACAACUCCAAAUCCCGAAAUUUACCUCACUGACUUUGGUGAUUCAGUUCAACUAAAACGUGGUACGAGCUACGUUCAUAAAGUACUAGGAUCACCAGAAUUUGUGGCACCAGAAGUUUUACGCGGUCAUCCUACUACGACCGCUGCAGAUUUAUGGAGUUUGGGUGUUGUCACUUACUCUAUGUUUAGUGGUUUUUCUCCGUUUUUUGAUGACAGCUCUGAAGAAAUUUGUUCCAAUGUUUGUUCUGCUAACUUCACUUUUCCAGAAGAAUAUUUUUCAUUAGUACCUAUUCAGGCGAAAGACUUUAUCAAAUCUCUACUGGUUCAAUUACCUUCUACUCGGCCGUCUGCAAAAACUUCUCUGAAACAUAAAUGGGUGAAUAAAACUAAUCGUAGCUCUUCCCCUACGAAGGAUACAAGUUUCCCGACUUCUCAUCUGAGCGUUUUUACUGAACGUAGGAAACAUCAGCACAAUUCAUCGCCGUUGUCAACAUUUAACAAAUAAAGACGUUUUCAUCGUGUUACUACUUUUAUUUCUCCUGCUUCCACUGCUGGACUUCAUUUCAUAAUUUUGUUUUUCUUGAUUCACACUGUCCUCUUAUUAUUAUUUGCUUUCUGUUAUGCCGUAUUGUGACGUCACAUUCAUGAUAAUAUAAUGUCAUAGUGGCGUUAUUGAAGACUCGAUACUUUAGAUUGUUACGAAUUUGAUGAUCGUUUUGUUCCCUAUAAAUAUUAUUUUGUUAAUUUUUGCCAUUUUUAAUUGUGAUAUUCUUGAAUUUCAAAUCAAAAGUGAAAAUUAUGUUUUUGUAAUUUUUUUGAUCUUCUGCCCUUUCUAAUUGAACCCAUAAUAGGGUACUUUGUGUCGCUAAUAAAAUGAAUAUUUUUUAAUUUUUUGUAAAAUUUCACUAAUUAUAUUUAGCAUGACAGUAUUCCCGCUACAGCAUUUGCCUAUAUACUUAUUACUGAAUCAUGUACGUAAGACAAGUUUAGUUUUUCAUGUCAUAUUUACAUCUUCCUUUCAUUGAAGAUACCUCAACAUAUUCAAAUAGGCGCAUACUACCCCAAAAAUUUAUUAGCAAAAAUUGCGAAAAAAAAAUUUUCGUCCAUAUAUUUAAAAAAAAAUUUGUCACAUUUUUGGUUCGAAUGAGCUUAUUUUGUCAUAAAAAUCGUUUGAUAAAUUUUUUUUGCACAUUUUUGAAUUUUCCGCCAUCCUGAUUACUUUUUUCUGUCAUUUUCUUUUUUCUGAGCGCGAUUAUAUAAACAUGCAAUUUUUUUCUCCUACGUUGGUGUUACAGCGAAGUCCGUUUUUUCAGAAAUUCGUAAAAUUAACUAAAAUACACCAGUUAUUCAAAUCAACGCCCUAUUUAAUUUAAUAUCUUGCUAUGUCAGCCCCAUGCAUACGGUUUAUAUAAAAUAUUGUAGGCCUACUUGUAGUACUCGGUAUGGUGUGUUCUAUUGCGCAUUGAUUUGAUUACUUUGUAUCAACAGUAAAUUAACUACGAAUCCCUAAUAGUGUUUGCUUACUUUUACCAUGGACUGACUUUUCUACCAGUAUAUGAUUAAACUAUUAUUUCUUUUAAAUAAAUUAUUUUUUUUGUUUAUUACGUGACGAAUCGAAGAUUAAACAGAAGCAAAAACAUUGUAA
Molecule: messenger RNA, 11904 nt
Organism: Styela clava
Lineage: Eukaryota; Metazoa; Chordata; Ascidiacea; Stolidobranchia; Styelidae
Source: RefSeq, a predicted model, not a curated record